Molecule: messenger RNA, 1051 nt
Organism: Cavia porcellus (domestic guinea pig)
Lineage: Eukaryota; Metazoa; Chordata; Mammalia; Rodentia; Caviidae
Product: olfactory receptor 7A17-like
Exons: 1
Coding region: 13-969 (318 amino acids)
Biological process (GO): G protein-coupled receptor signaling pathway
Cellular component (GO): plasma membrane
Molecular function (GO): olfactory receptor activity; G protein-coupled receptor activity
Source: RefSeq, a predicted model, not a curated record
UAUACCCAAAGCAUGGAACCAGGAAAUGUUACGUGGCCUUCAGAAUUUCUCCUUCUGGGACUCUCAGAGGACCCAGAGCUGCAGCCCCUGGUCUACGGGCUCUUCCUCUCCAUGUACCUGACCACGGUGCUCGGGAACCUGCUCAUCCUCCUGGCCAUCGUCUCCGACCCCCACCUGCACACGCCCAUGUACUUCUUCCUCUCCAACCUGUCCUCUGUGGAUGUGGGCUUCACCUCCACCACUGUGCCCAAGAUGCUGGUGAACACCCAGACCCACAGCCAGCUCAUUUCCUACGCAGGCUGCAUCACCCAGAUGUACUUUUGGAUGCUUUUUUCAGGGCUGGACAUCUUUCUGCUGACGGUGAUGGCCUAUGACCGCUACGUGGCCAUCUGCUACCCCCUGCACUACACGGUUAUCAUGCACCGCUGGCUCUGUUUGUUGUCGGUUCUAGCCUGCUGGAUCGUGGGUGUCCUGAUUUCCCUGUUACACACCCUCAUGGCUUUGCGUCUGUCCUUCUGCAGCCACUUGGAAAUCCCACACUUCUUCUGUGAACUGGAUCAGGUGGUCCACCGUGCCUGUUCUGACACCUUUCUCAAUGACAUGGCCAUAUAUGUUACUGCAGUGCUGCUGGCUAUCUGUCCCCUCGCUGGCAUCCUGUUCUCUUACUCUAAGAUAAUUUCCUCCAUACGUGCAGUUCCGUCAGCUCGGGGGAAGAACAAAGCAUUUUCCACCUGCACCUCUCACCUCUCGGUGGUCUCCCUGUUUUACUGCAUGCUCCUGGGCGUGUACCUGAGUUCUGCUGUCACCCAAGACUGGCGCUCUACUGCAGUCCCCUCGCUGAUGUACACCGUGGUCACCCCCAUGCUGAACCCCUUCAUCUACAGUCUGAGGAACGAAGACAUCAAGAGAGCGCUGAGAGGACUUCUUGGGAGGGCAACGAGCAGAGGACCAGCUGGCCCACCUCGGUAGAAAUGCUUCUCAUUUCGGGCCUCAAAUUUUGGAGUCAGAAUUUUGAUCCUUUGAUCAGAUUGUGCAAGACGUUUUUCCCUUU